AUAAGGACGUGUGGGAGCAUGCUAUAUUGUCCAUAUGGCUUACACUACAGCCAGUCUGCCACCAGAGCCAGCCACACCACUGCCAGCCACACCACCAGCAUGAUGUCCUGGUCUGUGCUACUGCUGAGCGUCUUGCUGAUGACUGCUGCCGCCCACGACAGUGAGGAGGAGCAGAGAGAAGAAGAAGGAGAAGAAGUAGGAGUUGUGACUAUUGGGUCGGGGCCUCCGUUGGACGUUGGAGUAACGCCAGUGGGAUCCAACGCCCUGAAUGUGACCUGGUCCCCGCCAGACACCCCGCCUAACUACUAUAUUGUAGGAAUUCCUACUGAAGACAUACUGGCAGAGACAACCGACACCUUCUACCUCAUAAACGGACUGGAUCUUUGCACAGAAUAUUUAAUAGUGGUGUCGUCUGUGUACGACGGUGACGAGGUGUACGAGACCACAACAUACGCCGCGACGGACUGUCCAGAAAUGUCAAAAACUAAAGCCAAAACAGAGGUGUAGCUGUCAACACCUGAGGUCAAGCAAGACGAGCUGUCAACACCUGUGUGGUUAAGCAGGAAGAGCUGUCAACACCUGUGUGGUCAAGCAGGAAGAACUCACCAGGACAAAUGACCUGUUAACCUCUGUUAACCUCUGUUAACCUCUGAAAUCUUCAAAACAAUGGUCUAAAAGUAGAGAAAUAAUUAUUAAUUAGAGUUAAUAUGCUUUUAUGUAAAUAAUAUAUAAUCUUAAUGAGAAAUUAAAUUGAAAUUAAUAAUUCAAUCUGUAAAGGAAGUUACAUUUUCUCACUGUCUUAUGCGAGAGUUUCUCGGCGUUUUUAAUAUUUGUGUCAUGAUAAUCAUAUAAUUAAAUUAUUAUGUAUUUUGGUGUUAUAUUUUGCAUUUAUUUAGUAAAUACUUAAAUUAAUAUAAGUUUAUAGUUAUCUUUUCCAAACUGAAAAUAUGUAAUGAGCUUAACAAUAAUUUCCAACUAUUAAACAUGUUAAUUAUAUUUAAGUUCUUGGGUUCUUGGUCUCCAACUUUAGGAAAUAUAUUUAUUGAUUGUUAUGUGUUGUUGACUUUACUAAUGAGUGACAUGAUAAUAAACAAGUUUAUGAAUGAACAAAUAAAGAUUUUUGCUGUAA
Molecule: messenger RNA, 1129 nt
Organism: Procambarus clarkii (red swamp crayfish)
Lineage: Eukaryota; Metazoa; Arthropoda; Malacostraca; Decapoda; Cambaridae
Source: RefSeq, a predicted model, not a curated record